CCGAACUGCACGAGCCCAGCCCGUCUCCAUGGGAACGGCGCGUGAGGACGUUCUCCGCGCGGAGCUCGCGGCAAGCGCAGUUCAUUGGCGAUGUCAGAUACUCUGUUCGGAAACGGGGGUCUGGGAGACCUGCGACCCGCCUCCCGAGGUUUGGUGAUCGGCCAAAGGUCUAGGAGCGUCGCCCGUCCGUCUGCUGGCUCCCACGAAUCCCAGAUGUCCAGGCACAAAGCCCUGCAGCGUGAGACAGCAGCCUCUGUUCAGUCCCUCCUGGAGGAGAACUUAUCUGCAGUGCAGUUUGAGGACCUGGUGGCAUGGCAGGUGCAGGAAAAGAAGGAGGACUUGAAGGCUGCCUUCCGAGCGCUUGACCCGGAGCGUCGGCUAAGCGUCACAAAGGGGGAGUUCAGGCGUGUUAUAGAGGGCCACCUACUGGCUCUCACUCAUGCUCAGCUUGAAAUGCUGCUGGCCAAGGCUCCAAAAAAGGUGGAUGGGACUAUCUCCUAUCUGGAAUUCCUUCGACAAUACUGCAAAAUCUUGACUACAAAGAGCAGGCGGCCCCAAAGCCCAGGACGCUGCAUGAUGCUAGCAGAGAUUCAGCGUCGCCUCAGAGAGAAGAUCGAAGGCAACGUGAAAGGUAUCAUCAGGGCCUUUCGUCUGUUUGACUACAACCGUGACGGCAAGAUACAGCACCACGAGCUGCGCAGAGUGCUGGAGGCCUUUUGUUUCCCUAUGAAUGACAGGGAAUUUCACAGACUCUGGUCCCACUACAGCCCAAACAACACGGGGGCAAUGUCCUACAAAGAGUUUCUGGAAAAGCUGGGCAUACAUUGCGAAAACCAUGGCAAGUUUGUGCAAGAGUCUGCAAAGCUAGCUUUGAACUGGUGCGCUGUCAGUCAGGAUGAAAAGGGAGCAUCCUGCAGAAGAGCAAAGAGGAAAGCUGUCCCUUUCCAAAGGUUGACACUAGAGGAAAUCCAGACCAUAUAUCUCCAGAAAAUGCGGGUAAACUACAGCAAUGUUCAUAAAGCCCUACAAGCCUCUGACAGCACCCAAAGCGGACUUGUAUCCCGAGAAGACCUGAAAGCAGUCCUCAGCAACUUCCUGUAUCCCUUGAGCGACAUCACUUUCCAGAGUCUUAUGAAUCGAUACGGGAUCAAAGCCACAGGACCUGUGUCGUGGAGGCAGUUUCUUACUCAGUUUAUGAAUUUGGCCAUGGGGGACGAACAGACAUUGCCUGGCUCUCCCCAAACCACCUCUUGCAAGGAGGACCUGGCCCAGGAUAUUCCAGCAGACCUACAGAAGCUGAAGGAGCAUAACAAAGAUGAGAAGGUCACACUGGAGGAAUUAAAUAGAGUGGUGGACAGCUUGAAUGUCCGCCUGAUUGACAACCAGUUUGGGGAGCUGAUGACCCUGUUAGAUCCUGACCAUUCUGGAGUCAUAUCCAAUAGAGAUUCCCUGGACAUUAUUGACCCACAGAGGCAAAGCAAGGUGCAGGGGCUUCUCCAGGACAAACUCUUACAUCAGUUCAACACGGUCAUGGUUGCGCUUCAACAAUGCGACAGCAGCCGGAGAGGAAUCGUUAGCCAAGGGGAACUCAGAAACAUCAUUAAGCAGUCUGGGUUGCCUUUGUCUGAUACCCAUUUCAAAAAUCUGUUGUGCAGGAAGGAGGACUCGAACCACAUCCAUGCUGAGAACAGGGGGAGAAAGAUGGUACAGGACAUGGCCCUAAAGGGUAUCCAUAAGAGCCUAGCUAUGCGCAGUUGUACCAUCCACGACCAUUUGAGGACCAUGCAGAAAACAGCGAAUGGAGUCCUGACCAUAAAGAAUCUCAGAAGGAUGCUGGAGGACUGUGAAAUAUUUCUGGAAGAGGACCAUUUUUGCACCCUUGUAGAAGUUCUUGGUUUUAAAGAUGAAAAACUCUCUCAGUCUGAAUUCCUGGCUAAAUACAAAGAGAGCAUGAGCAGAGCAAGUGCCACAGACCCCAAAAAUAAGCCCAUGGAAGAUAAACCUGCCAACUUCUCGACAGCAGAGCAGUGCCUCUCCUUGAUGAAAAAGCGAAUCAUGGAAUUUCAUGGGGACAUCCACACGGCAUUCCGGCUCAUGGACAAGAACCAUGAUGGCCUAGUCAGCAGGCCAGACUUCAAGGAUCUGUACAGCAGUUUGAGGUUCAUUACAAAACAGACUGAGUACCAGCGCCUCCUGGACCUCCUGGGACUCACACCUGGUGCCACUCUCAACUACCCAGAAUUCUUAAGCCUCGUCCAGUCAAAUGCCAGCAAAGUGGCGCAUCUGUGUGCCAGCUCUAGGGCAAAACUAUUUCUAGAUCAGCCGUGUGACGACGUCCAUAGCUACCUAGUGUUGAAAGCUCGCACUGGAUGGCCUGACAUGGCAAAGGCGCUGUGUCACUUUGAUCGGGACAGCCAGGGCAUCAUCUUUAAGAAUGACCUUAGAAAUCUCUUGUACACCUAUGCUGUGCCCCUCACACCAAAAGAAUUUAACCAGCUGUGGCUCAGGUAUGACAAAGAAGGAAAAGGCUGCAUCACACAGUCAGAGUUCUUAAGGAAUGUUGGUCUGGAUCCAGAGGAUAAGGGGCAUGACCUGUACAAGAUGACAUUCAAAUACAUGGACACAGAGUCGAAGGGAAGGACAAGCAAUGCUGGUUCACAGACACACCACGCAAUGGCAAAACUUCAUAGCCUCUGGAAGGCAGUCAGACAGAACCAGGAAGAGUUGAGUGCAAGUCUGAGAGAGUUGGGUGAAGGUGUGGGGGAAGGCAAGGACAAUGGAGACUAUGUCACUGUGGAGGAGCUACUGGCACUCCUGCAGAAGCACUGUGAUCACAUAGAGCUGGAGGGGGAGGAGGAACUUAUCCAUCUUCUCAACAGUGUAGGGAUCGAUGUGCACAACGGGAAGCUGUCACACCUGGACUUCUUAAGCACAUUUGAUGCCAGGGCCAAGGUGCCAUCAAACUGCUGCACAGAAUUGCCUGUACUGAUGGACAGGAUGGAAAAGCGGGGGCUGGAGAAGGCCGUAUUGCAGGUCCGAGAGCUGGUUACAACCUCGGCCAAGACUCUCAGUAAGGCUUUCUCUGCAUUUGAUAAGACGGGGAGUGGCACGGUUAAUCUGCAGGAGUUCCGCCAGGUCCUGGACAGUUUUUGCCUCAAACUUUCGGAUCACCAGUAUGUAUAUCUGUUAUCCAAGAUGUCAGUGAAGCAGGGGGAUGAUGCUGUCAACUGGAGGACCUUCCUGCAUUGCUGCACCCUCAGCUGCCAGGAGACAUCAGAAGAGUGGAAACAAAGGAUGGAAAAGGCAGCCCACUCUAGUGAGACCCACCCAAUGACAGUGAGUGACAUUCUGGGACAAAUCCACAAGGUCAUCUCCUCCUGCCUCUGUACCCUUACCAAGGAGAAGAUGGACUUAGACAACAGCCACAUUGUCAUCUCUAAAAAAGACUUGAAGACAGUUUGCGACCAUCAUUUCAUGAGGCUCACAGAUGACCAGUUUGAGAAAUUAUGGAACAGGCUGCCAGUGAACUCUUUUGGAAACCUGGAGUACCGCAGGUUUCUAAAGUGCUUCAACAAAGAUUUCCAGGGCUGCUUCACGGGCCUUGAGGAUGGAGCUCUGGGCAAGGCCCCCUCCCCUCCCCAAGGUUUCACAAUCCGCCAAAGACCCAAAACCUCCUCCUACUGCAUAGGACUCUCCAAGCCAGCAGAUGCUACAGAGUACAACAAACGACCAUCCACAGCUGGAGUGAAGGCCGUGUCCCUGCUGAGCUCAGAGUUGUUGGAAAAGAAGCUGCAGGACCAGGUACGGGCCUGCUGGAGAGUGAUCCAGAAGAGAUGCAGGGAGCUGGACAAAGAAAGACUUGGGGAAAUUGACAUGGACAAAUUCCUAGCCAUAAUGGAAGACCUCCAUAUUGAGAUGAGCCAGCAGGAGCUGGAGCAGCUGGCCAUGAAGUACAACAUCAAGAACAAUGGCAGACUCUCGUACCCUGGCUUCCUGCAAAACACAGUACUCGCCCUGAGGCCCCCAGCGAGGCGAGCCUUCGGCCGGCCCAAAGUACCCCAGCCCCGGACACCGAUGAGUGCUGGGGUGCUCAGCGGGCCGUGUUUGGAUGCCAUGCUGAGGAUGCAGGGCCUAGUCCAGCAGUUCAGGAGGGGACUUAGGCAGAACUUUGUCACCUUGGACCGGAACCGUACUGGCAGCAUCACUGUUCAGGACCUCAGAAAGGUGCUGAGACUAUACAGCAUUAAACUCUCUGAGGAGGAAUUCUUCCAUCUCUGCUCCUUCUUUGACAAGAACAUUUCAGGGAAGAUAUCCUACGACGACUUUCUGCACACCUUUUUAGGAUGAGGGGAGGCAGCCGUCCAUUCCCACUGUGAGGUUGAUGAACACAGAUCCCUGAUUUUCGUGUUCCAUCAGAGCGCCGCUGUUAAGAUUUGAUAGUUUUUGCAGCAAGGAGAUGCAAUACUGCUUGUAUCUGGCAAAAAAAAAAUCCCCCCACAAGCUCCACAUCAUUCAUCUAACUACUGAGAGAACACAAGUUAUAAUACACUCACGCUCGAAUCCCAUCAAAUCAGAGAAGCACACAGAGGAAAGGAAAACCAAUUAAAACUUGAAAAAAAAAAUUACACUGAUGCCUUUCUGAAAACAUGACUACUCUCAAGCUGAAUUACCGUAGCUUUAAAUUACACCUGUAUUUCCUUAUGUUUUCUUAUUCCAUUCAAAUCACACACAUACUGUUCCAUAUGCUUGCUUCGAAUAUUGCCUUUUUC
This is a messenger RNA of Scleropages formosus (Asian bonytongue), 4769 nucleotides long. RefSeq names its product EF-hand calcium binding domain 6 (gene efcab6). Gene Ontology annotation, molecular function: calcium ion binding. Bases 91 to 4347 code for a protein of 1418 amino acids. The transcript is spliced from 28 exons. The record is from RefSeq and is a predicted model, not a curated record. Lineage: Eukaryota; Metazoa; Chordata; Actinopteri; Osteoglossiformes; Osteoglossidae.